Messenger RNA from Polyodon spathula (Mississippi paddlefish), 4553 nucleotides. It is a transcript of the gene dhx36, whose product is annotated as DEAH (Asp-Glu-Ala-His) box polypeptide 36. The record is from RefSeq and is a predicted model, not a curated record. Gene Ontology annotation, cellular component: cytoplasm; intracellular anatomical structure; nucleus. Lineage: Eukaryota; Metazoa; Chordata; Actinopteri; Acipenseriformes; Polyodontidae. The transcript has 25 exons. Gene Ontology annotation, molecular function: DNA helicase activity; G-quadruplex RNA binding; ATP binding. The coding region runs from base 217 to 2943 and encodes 908 amino acids.
AGUGGAGGUGGAGGUGAAGGUGAAGGUGGAUGGCGAGGGCAUGGUAGUUCUUCGGGCUCCGGCUCCUAUCAAAACCCACCCCGAGAGCCUCGGCAAGAUCAAGGUGCACCGCGGGGCCGUCACCCGGCCCAUCUGAAAGGCCGGGAGAUUGGUCUUUGGUACGCCAAGAGAGGGGGAUCGGGAUCGGGGACAAAAAGAAAAGAAGAGGAGAGACAAAUGAGAGCUGUGGUUCAGAUGGAUGAAUCUAGAGAAGAACACAUUGUCAAGCUUCUGAACUCCGUCCAGUCUAAGAAGACUGAAAGAGAAUUAUACCCAUUAACAUCCCAGACUUCUCGAUGCAAGGAGAGCCAAAGCAGGACCUUCCGUACUGACAGUUUUAGUCUGAAGGACACUAAGCCAGUCAGCGACGAAGACCUAGACUUCUUGUUACAAGACAGUGUUCGGAAUUCAAGUCUAGAUCAACAACUCAAAAGUGACCUUCAGAAAAAAAAAUCUGAUCCGAAGUACUUGGAAAUGAGGAGGUUCAGGGAGAAACUUCCAUCAUACAACAUGAAAAAGGAGCUGGUUGAUUUGAUAAAAAGUAACCAGGUGGUGGUAGUUAGCGGAGAAACAGGUUGUGGGAAGACAACGCAAGUUACCCAGUUCAUUCUGGAUGACUAUAUCGAAAAGCAGAUGGGCUCUCUCUGCAGAAUAGUGUGCACACAGCCGCGAAGGAUUAGUGCCAUUUCUGUAGCAGAAAGAGUGGCUUCAGAAAGGGCUGAGGCUUGUGGAGAUGGAAACUCCUGUGGAUACCAAAUUAGACUACAAUGCCGGUUACCAAGGAAACAAGGUUCUAUCUUGUAUUGUACCACAGGCAUCAUCCUGCAGUGGCUACGGUCAGAUCCGCACCUUUCUACCAUCAGCCACAUUGUUUUGGACGAAAUUCACGAGAGGAACCUUCAGUCUGAUGUUCUGAUAACAAUAAUGAAAGAUCUUAUGAAGUUCCGAGAUGACCUGAAAAUCAUCCUCAUGAGUGCUACAUUAAAUGCUGAGAAGUUUUCAAAAUAUUUCCAUAACUGUCCAAUGAUACACAUCCCUGGUUUCACCUAUCCUGUGAAAGAGUACCUCAUGGAAGAUGUGAUCGAGAUGUUACGAUACUGUCCCCAAAAUCAAGAUCGCAGACCCAAGUGGAAGAAGCGCUUCAUGCAAGGUCAAAUGGCUCGACCAGAGAAGGAGCUGAAAGAGGAAGAGUACCGAGAAAGCUGGCCCAGUUAUGCAAGAAGCCUGCGUGACAGGUAUUCGGAGAGUACUAUUGAUGCAUUAGAGAUCAUGGAUAAUGAUGAUAAACUAGACCUGUCACUGAUUGUAGCAUUGAUCAGGCACAUUGUCCUGAAAGAAGAGGAUGGAGCUAUACUGGUUUUCCUGCCAGGCUGGGACGAUAUCAGUGGUUUGAAUGAUCUCUUGAUGGCUCAACAGAUGUUUAAGUCAGACAACUUUGUCAUCAUACCGCUACACUCUCUGAUGCCUACUGUCAACCAGACUCAGGUUUUUAAGAAACCACCUCCAGGUGUUCGUAAAAUUGUGAUUGCUACCAAUAUUGCUGAGACAAGCAUCACCAUAGAUGAUGUUGUUCAUGUAAUAGAUGGAGGAAAGAUCAAGGAGACUCACUUUGACACACAAAACAAUAUCAGCACCAUGACCGCUGAGUGGGUCAGCCUGGCCAAUGCCAAACAGAGGAAAGGCCGUGCUGGAAGGGUGCAGCCUGGUCAGUGUUACCAUCUGUAUAAUGGAUUGAGAGCCAGCCUCCUGGAUAAUUAUCAGUUGCCGGAAAUGAUGAGGACUCCAUUGGAGGAACUCUGCUUACAAAUAAAGAUAUUAAAGCUUGGCAGAAUUGCCUCAUUUCUCAGGGAUGCAUUGGAUCCCCCAUCAGAUGAGACUGUCAACUUGGCUGUAACACAUUUAAUGGACCUGAAUGCUUUGGAUAAGAAUGAGGACCUGACUCCUCUUGGCUUCCACUUGGCUCGAUUGCCAGUAGAGCCUCACAUUGGGAAGAUGAUCCUGUUCGGAGCUUUGCUGAGCUGCUUGGAUCCCGUCCUUAUUAUAGCAGCAAGCCUCAGCUUUAGGGACCCCUUCGUCAUCCCACUGGGUAAAGAAAAGCUUGCAGAUACAAAGAGGAAAGAGUUGUCAAAGAACUCUAAAAGUGACCAUCUGACUGUGGUGAAUGCAUUUUGGGGCUGGGAGGAAGCAAAACGACAUGGUUACAAAGCUGAGCGUGACUACUGCUGGGAGCACUUUUUGUCUUCAAACACACUCCAGAUGCUGCACAACAUGAAAGCACAAUUUGCAGAACACCUGCUGGCUGCCGGAUUCAUCGGCAGCAAAAACCCCAAAGAUCCCAAUUCCAAUAUCAACUCAGACAAUGAGAAGUUAAUAAAAGCUGUCAUCUGUGCUGGCUUGUACCCAAAAGUUGCCAAGAUCCGACCAAGUUUCAGCAAGAAGAGAAAAAUGGUGAAGGUUUACACAAAACCAGAUGGCAAAGUUAGCAUCCACCCCAAGUCAGUAAAUGCAGAAGAAGCAGAAUUCCACUACAGCUGGCUUAUCUAUCACCUGAAGAUGAAAACAAGCAGUAUAUUCCUGUAUGACUGCACCGAAGUGACUCCCUAUUCGCUGCUGUUCUUUGGAGGUGAUAUCUCAAUACAGAAAGACCAGGACCAGGACACCAUUGCUGUAGAUGAAUGGAUUGUCUUUCAAUCUCCAGCCAGGAUAGCACAUUUAGUAAAGGAUUUAAAGAGGGAACUUGAUGCUCUUCUUCAAGAGAAGAUUAAAAACCCUCAACCUGUGGACUGGAACGAUACAAAAUCAAAGGACUGUGCUGUCAUAUCGGCGAUUAUUGAUCUAAUAACUACACAGGAGAGUGGAGCUGUUAAAAACUUUGCUCCCCGUUUUUCUGGGGGAUACUAUUAACUUGUUACGAGCGUGUGCGUCACCAGGCACUUCUGAAAUACUGAAACCUAUUGUCAUUUGUUUUGUAUUAACAAGCACUGGGGACAACCAACCCACCUCGCUCAUUGUCAAAAUAACCAGUUGUUGUCUUUUUUUACUAUUUAAACGUAGAAUGAAGAGUACGCUAAUAUGAAACAUGUUCUGAGUUAUCAAAGAAGGUUAAACCGAGGGUUAACCCUUGCUGUUUUCAUAUUUAACUCGUAUAAUCAACAUGUGUAAGUGUGUUUUUUUUUUUUUUUUGACACGUGCAAAGAAUAUUAAGAAAUUAGUUAGGUAGUCAUUAGUUAGUCUCUGUUUGUUUAGUGCCUAAAGCUCUGCAUGGGCAGCUGAAAAAGCUUCUGAAUGUUAAGCUCUUAUGUUAAAUGUGUGAUGCACAUGUCUCUCCAAUAUGCCAUUAUGUAGUACUAAUGUACUUAGCACCCCAUUUUUAACAACUUUAAUAUUCCAAUGCAAAUCAUUAAAAUGCGUUGUCCGCAUGCUGCUGCGAAGUAACAAGAUGUUCCUAUUGUGUAUGUAGUUUGUCCUUUUCAAUCUUUUAUCCUUGCAUCAUUUCUUCAAAAUGCCUGUGUGUGUAUUAUUACGCAGAUGUCUAUAAUGCCUUUGGUUUCAAAGUUGCUGUUUCAGGUAGACUGUCAGGAUAUACUUUUUUUUUUUUUUUUUUUUUUUUUAAUUUGCAUCUAAAUGGGUUGAACAACAAACCCUGGGGCAUAAAGAAUUGCCCUUCACCAGUCUGUACACGAAAGCAGUUCUUGACAUGUGUUCUAUAAUAAGGUAAUUCCAGCAAAAGUGGACCAGAGAGGGGAUUGUUCAACCAAUUAUGUCAAUGACGUGCAUCAACUAAUUAUAUUUUCUUGGAAAGCCCUUGGAGCAAGAUUUGACAUGAUACCUGUAUUUGUCAAGGUCAUUAUGCACAUGCAGAAAAAUAUAGUAAAAAGUCAUCGAAAUGGGCAUUAUUUAGGCUUCAUACACAUUCUCAUCGUGUAUGGGUAGGGCACCUACCUCCCCUCCUCUCCAUGACCUUGAUUUAUGUGUCGUCAACCAUUAAUCGACACUUCCCCAGAAUUUGCUCUGCUUGAAAAUACAUCCCUGUUGGAAAUACAUUUGAUUUACAGCCGCAAUUCAAAGUUGUUUUCUGAUUGUUCUCUAGUACGUUGUGUAUCGUUGAAGGGACUGUUGAAGUUACAAGGACAUGCCAUGACUCCUCCCCUCCCCCUUUUUGCCUUAAGUUUAUAAAUCCAUGACCUGCAUGUUAUUCCAUUCCAUCCCCCGAUCUAAACCUGCUAUUAAACAGAAUUACAACGCAUUCCAAAUAUUAUUUCCAUCUCUGCAGAUAGCAGUUUAUUAUAAAUAUAAUUAAACAUUACCAAAUAUGUAAGCAUUAUUUACAUCGAUAAUUACAAUUGGGCAGUGUAAAAAUCUAAUGUACAACUACAGCUAUAACUACAACCAACAUUAUUUAAAAUCAUCUAUCUGCAAUUCAUGAAUGUAGUUGGUCAGGCACAAAUUGUAUUCAAAGCAACACAAACUACCUGUUAUCAGCUUCCUGAGGUCUUGAUAAAAUGCUAACUUUA